AUGCCUCGUGUUUAUAUCGGACGACUGAGCUAUAAUGUCCGCGAAAAGGACAUUCAGCGUUUUUUCAGCGGAUAUGGAAAGUUAAUGGAAGUGGAUUUGAAGAACGGCUACGGGUUCGUGGAGUUCGAGGACAACCGAGACGCCGACGACGCCGUGUACGAGCUGAACGGGAAGGAGCUGUGCGGGGAGCGGGUGAUCGUGGAAAACGCCCGGGGGCCGCGGAGAGAUCGAGAUGGCUACGGUGGGGGUCACGCGGAUGGUGGGCGCAGUAGCGGUUACAGCAGCCGGAGCCGCACUGGCAGGGAUAAGUACGGACCUCCAGUUCGUACUGAAUACCGUGUCAUCGUGGAGAACUUGUCCAGCCGCUGCAGUUGGCAAGACCUCAAGGACUUCAUGCGUCAGGCAGGAGAGGUGACUUAUGCAGAUGCCCACAAGGAACGCACAAAUGAGGGUGUGAUCGAGUUUCGGUCCCAGUCGGACAUGAAGAGGGCCAUUGACAAGUUGGAUGGUACGGACAUUAAUGGACGGAAGAUUCGUCUUGUGGCCGAACAACCUCGCAAGCAACGGUCUUACUCCGGCAGCCGCUCCAGAUCUCGUAGUCGCCGCCGCUCCCGCAGCAAGAGCCGCAGGAGCUCCAGGAGUCGCUCUAGAUCCCACUCCAGGUCUCGUUCCCAUAGCAACAAGAGGCGUCGCCAUUCCCGCUCCAGAUCUGGAAGAAAGUCUCGCUCCAAGUCAGACGAAAGCAAAUCCCGAUCCCGCAACCGCAGGUCCCGUUCUCGGUCCCGUUCUCGGUCCCGCAAAUCAAAGUCCCGUUCAGGCUCCCGCAAAUCCCGGUCUCAUUCAGUUGACCGUAAAUCAAAGUCCCGUUCAAAGAGUCCUUCAAAGGUGAAGUCAGAUCGUGAUUCUCGCAGUCGUUCAAAGGAGAUCUGUGGCGACAAACCCCGCAGUCAUUCAGCAUCUCCGAUGGUCAACGGGAAAGAGGAGAGUGUCACCAAGUCUCUUGCCCGCUCCCCAUCGCCUCGUGAGGAUGACCGCCGAUCCAAGUCCAGGGAGAAACUUCCAUCCCCUCGCUCAAGGUCUCGCUCAAGGUCUAGAUCGGCCUCUAAGGAUUAG
Messenger RNA from Cyclopterus lumpus (lumpfish), 1113 nucleotides. RefSeq names its product serine/arginine-rich splicing factor 6-like. The coding region runs from base 1 to 1113 and encodes 370 amino acids. The record is from RefSeq and is a predicted model, not a curated record. Gene Ontology annotation, molecular function: mRNA binding. Gene Ontology annotation, cellular component: nucleus; cytoplasm; ribonucleoprotein complex. Lineage: Eukaryota; Metazoa; Chordata; Actinopteri; Perciformes; Cyclopteridae. The transcript has 6 exons. Gene Ontology annotation, biological process: alternative mRNA splicing, via spliceosome; mRNA splice site recognition.